Gymnogyps californianus (California condor) is the source of this 7014-nucleotide messenger RNA. Its product is annotated as microtubule-associated protein 1B-like. The transcript has 5 exons. Gene Ontology annotation, biological process: dendrite development; microtubule cytoskeleton organization; axonogenesis. Gene Ontology annotation, cellular component: microtubule; cytosol; synapse. The record is from RefSeq and is a predicted model, not a curated record. The coding region runs from base 89 to 6895 and encodes 2268 amino acids. NCBI's taxonomy places the organism in Eukaryota, Metazoa, Chordata, Aves, Accipitriformes, Cathartidae. Gene Ontology annotation, molecular function: microtubule binding; actin binding.
GAAGAUUCUUCACCACAGAAGUGAUGUCUUAGAAACUGUAGUCCUGAUCAAUCCCUCAGAUGAAGCAGUUAGUACUGAGGUGCGCUUAAUGAUCACAGAUGCUGCAAGACACAAGCUCCUUGUACUAACUGGACACUGCUUUGAAAACACAGGAGAACUCAUUCUUCAGUCAGGGACCUUCUCCUUCCAGAACUUCAUUGAGAUCUUCACGGAUCAAGAGAUUGGUGAAUUAUUGAGUACCACACACCCUGCCAACAAAGCCAGCUUAACUCUUUUCUGCUCUGAGGAAGGAGACUGGAAAAAUUCCAACCUUGACAGACACAACCUUCAAGACUUUAUUAACAUUAAACUCAACUCAGCUUCCAUAUUGCCCGAAAUGGAAGGACUCUCUGAAUUCACAGAGUAUCUGUCAGAAUCAGUAGAAGUGCCAUCACCCUUUGACAUUUUGGAACCUCCAACUUCAGGAGGCUUCUUGAAACUCUCCAAACCCUGCUGUUAUAUUUUCCCAGGUGGAAGAGGGGACUCUGCAUUGUUUGCAGUGAAUGGUUUCAACAUGCUUAUCAAUGGAGGAUCCGAAAGAAAAUCUUGCUUUUGGAAACUUAUCCGGCACUUGGACAGGGUAGAUUCCAUUCUACUCACUCACAUUGGAGAUGAUAACCUGCCAGGAAUCAAUAGCAUGCUUCAGCGAAAGAUAGCUGAAUUAGAAGAGGAACAGUCCCAAGGGUCUACUACCAACAGUGACUGGAUGAAAAAUCUGAUCUCACCUGAUUUAGGAGUUGUAUUCCUUAAUGUACCUGAGAACCUGAAGAACCUGGAUCCUAACUUUAGAGUAAAAAGGAGUGUAGAAGAAGCUUGUUUUACUCUCCAAUAUUUAAAUAAAUUGUCUAUGAAACCAGAACCUCUUUUCAGAAAUGUAGGAAAUACCAUUGACCCCAUCAUUUUAUUUCAGAAAAUGGGAGUUGGCAAACUUGAGAUGUAUGUGCUUAACCCUGUCAAAAAUAGCAAAGAGAUGCAAUAUUUUAUGCAACAGUGGAGUGGUACUAGCAAAGAUAAAGCUGAAUUCCUGCUACCAAAUGGCCAAGAACUAGACAUUCCAUUAUCCUAUUUCAACUCUGUCUCAUCCCUGAUUGUGUGGCAUCCAGCUAAUACUGCAGAAAAAAUAAUCCGAGUUCUGUUUCCUGGAAACAGCACCCAAUAUAAUAUUCUAGAAGGACUAGAAAAACUCAAACACUUAGACUUCCUUAAACAACCAAUGGUUACACAAAAAGACCUAACUGGGAACAUUGCUAGUCCAGCUGUGAAACAAGCAAAGUUGAAACAACGAACAGACAGCAAGGAGAGUCUGAAGCCUGCUGCAAAGACACCAAGCAAGCCUGUCAGAAAGGAAUCUAAAGAAGAAACACCAGAGCCUGCAAAGCCUAGUCCAGCACUGGAAAAGCUUCAGAAAUUGGAAAGCAAAGAAAAAGUUCCAGUUAAAAAAGAGAAACCAGCAAAAGUGGAGACCAAACCUAUAGUGGCAGAAAAAGACGUAACAAGUAAAGAAGAGCAAUUAGUAAAAUCUGAAACUCCUGAAAAACAAGCUACAGAUGUAAAAACAAAAGUGGCAAAGGAGAAGCCACUGAAAAAGGAAGUCAAAGCAAAACCUGAAGAAAAGAAAGAGGAAAAAGAAAAACCAAAGAAAGAGGUUUCUAAAAAAGAGGAGAAAACACCCAUCAAAAAAGAGGAAAAACCCAAAAAAGAAGAGAUCAAGCAAGAAGUUAAAAAAGAGGUGAAAAAGGAAGAGAAGAAGGAAACUAAGAGGGAAGUAAAGAAAGAAGCUCCACCAAAGGAAGCUAAAAAAGAAGGUAAAAAAGAAGAGAAGAAGGAAAUUAAGAAAGAAGAAAAAGAAGCCAAAAAGGACAUCAAAAAGUUUCCUAAAGAAACAAAGAAGACAGCUGCUCCUUCAACUGAAGUCAAAAAGCCAGCAGCAAAGCCUAAACCACAAAAGAAGGAGGAACCUGCUAAAAAAGAAGCAGUACCUGCUGGAAAGCCAAAGGAAAAAGGAAAAAUUAAGACUGUGAAGAAGGAGAUCAAAGUCAGUGGAGCGCAAGCUGCCCUUGCAGCAGUUGGAGCCACUGUAGCAGCUGCAGAAAUUACAGCUAGUGGAAAAGAACUUGAAGUGGAGAGAUCCCUUAUGUCUUCACCAGAGGAUUUAACAAAGGAUUUUGAGGAAUUAAAAGCUGAAGAAGUAGAAACAAUAAAAGAAACAAAACCUCAAGUUGCACUUAUAGAGGAUGAACUGAAACUCACUGGCACAGAACAAAAAGAGGCCUUUGAAGUCCAAAAAGAAAAAUUAGAUAAUGAAGGACCUGCCGAGUCCUCUGAUGAAGGCAUAACUACCACAGAGGCUGAGGGUGAGUGUGAACAAACACCCGAAGAAUUGGAAUCUGUGGAAAAGCACAGGGUUGAUGACAAUGAAAAGUUUGAAGAUGAGGGAACUGGCUUGGAAGAAUCAUAUGAAGCAGGAGAUUAUGAGGAAAAGGCAGAGACAGAAGAAGCUGAAGAACGAGGUGAAGAUGAGGAAGUAAAGACAUCACUGGACACCACAAAACUAUAUAUGGAGGAAGCAAGAAAAAUGGAAGAGAGUUCAGAAGAAAUAAUGGCUGAAGCAGAUGCUAACAUUAAAGCCAAAAAAUAUAUUGAAAAGGCAGAUGAUGAGGCAUCAGAUGAACGGGCUGAGGAAGACAGGGAAGAAGCAGUAGAAAAGGCAGAAACUGAAGAGACUGAAGAAGAGGAGGAAGACAAAGCAGAAGACAUCAGAGAUGAAGAGGAGAUUGAAAAAAUAGAAGCUGAAGAAGAUUAUGUGAUGGCUGUGGUAGACAAAGCUGCAGAAGCUGGUGAAAUUGAAGAUAAAUAUGGCCUACUCAUAAUUACACCAACAAAACGCUCAGAGCCUCAGUCUCCAGCAGUUGAACUGGCCUCUUCUAUCCAUGAUGAAACAUUACCUGGUGGUUCAGAAAGUGAAGCCACUGUUUCUGAUGAAGAAGAUAGAGAAGAUCAACCUGAGGAAUUCACUGCUACUUCAGGUUAUACACAGUCUACCAUCGAAAUAUCCAGUGAACCAACUCCAAUGGAUGAAAUGUCUACGCCCCGGGAUGUCAUGAGUGAUGAAACUAACAAUGAGGAAAGCGAGUCACCUUCUCAAGAGUAUAUGAACAUUACCAAGUAUGAGACAUCACUGUACUCUCAAGAAUUUGCUAGACCUAAACUUUCUCCACUUCCGGAUGCUUUUAAUGGAUUAUCAGAAGGAUCCAAAACAGAGGCCACAGAAGGUAAAGACUAUAAUGCCUCAGCUUCUACCAUCUCACCACCUUCUUCAUUAGAGGAAGACAAAUUCUGCAAAUCUGCAUUCCAAGAUGUAUAUUGGCAAAAAGGAAGUGAAAUCCAAGGCACUGCCAAAUUAGAAAUCAAAGAACCCUAUCCAGAAGAUGGUGGAAAACGUAGUCCAGCCAAGAGUCCAGCUGAGAGUUUGUCCCCUCCAUCACCCGUUGCCAAAACACCACUGAGUGAACGUAGUGUGAACUUUUCGCUCACUCCCAAUGAGAUCAAGGUCUCGGCUGAGCCUGUCCCCAUUGCUACAUUGCCUGAUGUACAUCAAGAAGUUGCCGAAGAGCACUGUGCAAGCCCUGAAGAUAAAAUGUUAGAAGUAGCAUCUCCCUCACAGUCUGCUACUGGUAGUGCUGGCCACACACCUUAUUAUCAGUCUCCCACUGAUGAAAAAUCCAGUCAGCUUCCCUCUGAAACUAGUGAAAAGUCAACAGAAGCUCCUGUUAGCUUUGAACUCAGUGAAGUCAAAGAUGAGUCUGCAAAACCCAGAAUAAGCCCUAUGGAUGAGCCUGUGCCAGAUUCAGAAUCUCCUAUUAAAAAGGUUCUCUCGCCUCUACGGAGUCCACCACUAAUAGGUUCAGAGACCACUUAUGAUACAUUUUUGAGUGCUGAUGUAAAGUCUCCCACCAGAGAUUAUGGAAGUCCUUCUGAGGGGAAACCUGAAAAAGAAAAAUCCCCUGUUCAGAUGAGCUCAGCUUCUGAAGCCAGCUCUGUGGGCCUUUUCCAAGAAAAACAAGAUGAAAAAAGCAUGGAGUUUAUGGUAAUUAAGGAAGGCUUCAGCCUAGAAAGGAAAAUGGAGGAUACAGAACCCAGCAGCUCCCAGUCUUCACUGGUCUUGGAUGAGCGGAAGUUAGCAGGUGAUCUCUUACCUACUCAAAUAGAUAUUGGUCAGUUUGGUUCCUUAAAAGAAGACACCAAAAUGUCAAUUUCUGAAGGCACUGUUUCUGACAAGUCUGCAACUCCAGUUGAUGAGGUCAUAGCAGAAGACAUCUAUUCCCAUAUAGAAGGAGUAGCUUCUGUAUCUACAGCAUCUGUUGCUACUAGUUCAUUUCCAGAACCAACUACUGAUGAUGUAUCUCCUUCUUUGCAUGCUGAGGUUGGAUCCCCCCACUCUACUGAAGUUGAUGAUUCCCUUUCAGUGUCAGUUGUACAAACACCAACAACAUUUCAGGAAACAGACAUGUCUCCAUCUAAGGAAGAGUGCCCAAGGCCCAUGUCAAUUUCUCCACCAGAUUUCUCACCUAAAACCGCAAAAUCAAGAACCCCAGUGCACGAUCACAGAUCUCCUGAGCAGUCAACUAUGUCAGUAGAAUUUGGUCAGGAGUCCCCUGAGCAGUCUUUAGCAAUGGACUUUAGUAGGCAAUCUCCAGACUAUCCUACUGUAGGCACUAGUAUACACCAUAUAUCUGAAAAUGGACCGACAGAAGUAGAUUAUAGCCCUUCAGAUAUACAGGAGCCUAUUUUUGCACAGAAGAUUUCCCCUGUGGAGCAGUCAUCUUACUCUCAUGAGAAGGAUAUUUCAGAAAUUAUUUCAGUUUCUCAAAUUGAAGCUUCAUCCUCAACAUCAUCAGCUCAUACACCUUCCCAGUUAACUUCACCACUGCCAGAAGAAACUUUUUCAGGUGCUGUUCCACCCAGAGAUAUGUCACUACAUUCUUCUUUUACCUCAGAAAACGUGCAGAGCCUAGGAGAAAAGCUGUCACCAAAGUCUGACCUAUCUCCAUUAACUCCAAGGGAAUCUUCUCCUCUGUACUCUCCUAGUUUUCCAGAUUCACCUCCUGCAAUCACAGAAGUGGUGUCAGCUAGUCACACAUCUUCAUUGUUGCUGCAAGUGUCCUCUGUCAAAGCAUUUGGUUACCAGGAACCUCUAACAAAGCACAGUCCAGAACCUUUAAUCAGCCCAGAAAAAGAAGAUUCAGAGAAAAGCAGCAGGUCACCAGAAGAACUUAGUUAUUCUUACAAGGCCACAGAGAAAACUACUAGGUCACCAGAGGAUAUUAGCUACUCCUAUGAGGCAGUUGCAAAAUCUAGAUCACCUCAGGCCACAGAUUAUUCCUAUGAGAUAACAGGGAAAGCUACUAGGUCACCUGAGGCCACAGAUUAUUCUUAUGAGAUGACAGGGAAAACCAUGAGGACACCAGGAGUCACAGAUUAUUCCUAUGAGAGAAUUGGGAAAGCUACCAGAUCACCCGAUACUAUGGAUUACUCCUAUGAGACAACAGGGAAAGCCACCAGCUCACCUGAAGCCACAGAUUACUCAUUUGAGACAACUGGGAAAACCACUAGGUCAUCCAAAGCUACUAGCUAUUCCUAUGAAGCAAGUGCACAUUUUACUCCAGGAAAAUCGUUAGCAGAAUCCCGUCAAGAUGUUGACUUAUGCCUUGUGUCCUCCUGCGAAUAUAAACAUCCUAAAACUGAACUUUCACCCUCAUUUAUCAACCCAAAUCCCCUUGAGUGGUUUGCAAGUGAAGAACAGUCUCAAGAUCAAGAGAAGCCAUUAACUCAAUCUGGGGGAGCCCAGCCGCCUUCUGGGGGAAAGCAGCAAGGGCGGCAGUGUGAUGAAACCCCUCCCACAUCCAUGAGCGAGUCUGCCCCAUCUCAGACUGAUUCGGAUGUUCCUCCCGAGACUGAGGAAUGUCCUUCCAUCACUGCAGAUGCUAACAUUGACUCGGAAGAUGAGUCAGAAACCAUUCCGACGGACAAGACAAUUACGUACAAACAAAUUGACCCACCACCUGUCCCGAUGCAGGAUCACAGCCCUUCCCCUAGGCACCCUGAUGUCUCCAUGGUUGAUCCAGAGACUUUGGCCACUGAUCAGAAUUUGGGUAAAUCUUUGAAGAAGGACCUCAAAGAAAAGACAAAGACAAAAAAGCAGGGUACUAAGACCAAGUCGUCUUCUCCUGUUAAAAAAAGUGAUGGUAAAUCAAAACAAGUGGCUUCACCAAAACCAGCUGUAAAAGAAUCUUUAGACAAAAUUUCCAAAACAGCUUCUCCAAAAAAGAAGGAGUCUGUGGAGAAGGCAAUCAAAAAUAUCUCUAAUCCAGAAGUAAAGUCUCGAGUGGAAGAGAAAGAUAAGGACACCAAGAAUGCAGCAAAUACAACAACGUCCAAGUCAACAAAGACUGCAACCACAGGACCUGGGAAUAGUAAGUCAGCAAAAUCUACAGCGGUGCCUCCAGGACCUCCGGUGUAUUUGGAUCUGGUGUACAUUCCCAACCACAGCAAUAGCAAGAAUGUUGAUGUUGAGUUUUUCAAGAGGGUGCGGUCAUCCUACUACGUGGUGAGUGGGAACGAUUCUGCAGCUGAGGAGCCAAGCAGAGCUGUUCUGGACUCCCUGCUGGAGGGCAAGGCCCAGUGGGAGAGUAACAUGCAGGUGACCUUAAUCCCAACCCAUGACUCAGAAGUGAUGAGGGAAUGGUACCAAGAGACCCAUGAGAAACAGCAGGACCUCAACAUCAUGGUUUUGGCAAGCAGCAGCACUGUUGUUAUGCAAGAUGAAUCUUUUCCUGCAUGCAAGAUUGAACUGUAAGAACAAGACCAUGCACCACAAGAUUUAACUUUGUUUCCAGAAAUUCUUCAAUUUGAAAACACCUUUUCUAAAAAUUCAACCCAUUUAUUUCAACUGCUGAACUGUAUACCUGCAAAAUG